Messenger RNA from Rhizoctonia solani, 948 nucleotides. RefSeq names its product 50S ribosome-binding GTPase. NCBI's taxonomy places the organism in Eukaryota, Fungi, Basidiomycota, Agaricomycetes, Cantharellales, Ceratobasidiaceae. The record is from RefSeq and is a predicted model, not a curated record. The coding region runs from base 1 to 948 and encodes 315 amino acids. Gene Ontology annotation, molecular function: GTP binding. The transcript is spliced from 4 exons.
AUGAAUCCCUCAAGAGUACGCCUAGUUGCCAUUUUCGGUGCCACAGGUGCGGGAAAGACGACGUUCGUCAAUAACGCAUCCGGAGGAAACCUUACUGUUGGGCAUGAUGUUUUCUCAUGCACCCAAGAUGUGACUCUGGCAGGAGAGUAUGAGCAAGAUGGAUAUCUAGUUCAACUGAUUGACACUCCCGGGUUCGAUGACACCAACGUGAAGGACACAGAAAUUUUACAGCGAAUUACUGAUUUCCUAACAGGGGGCUACGAGGAGGGACAACUACUGUCUGGGAUCAUUUUCUUGCACAGCAUUUCCCAGCCAAGAGUUACCGGAACUGCAGCAAGAAACUUACGAAUGUUCAAAAAGUUAUGCGGCACCGAUUCUCUCCAAAACCUUACAAUCGUAACAAACAUGUGGUCUACGCCCCCAACUGCCCAGGAAAUAGAGCGUCAUAAGCAACUAGUCAAUACAGAUACAUUCUUUGGCGACCUCAUAAAGAAAAAAGCACGGGUCGCCUCGUUCCCAAAAUACGGUAGCCAGGCUCAGGCGCGCGCUAUCAUCGCGCCAAUGCUGGCGGGAGUCGCAACUCCCAUGUCAAUCCAGCGGGAGAUCGUAGAUGAUGAGUUAGAGUUAAAGGAUACGGCAGCUGGUCAAGUUCUUGAGGAUGAAAUGUCGAAGAAAAUAUCUGAGCAGCUGAAAGAGAUUGAAGCUCUUCGACUCGAGAUAAAGGAGGCUAGGGCGCAAGAGCGUGCGGAAAUAAUAGAAGAACGAGAAACACUUCAGCGCGAACUGCGUUCCAUUCAAGGACAACUAGAGCUUUUGAAGCGUCCCGUGACCGAGAAUCGUCGCCGCUGGAAAGGAGUAAUGAGGACACUUGCUAGGGCUCCAGGUAGUCUAGUCUUGGGUACCGUGGACACCGUACACUUCGCUUGUCAUUCCCUGAUAGGUCGAUGA